CCAGGAGGAGCCGCUAACCAACCAGGAUCCGGAGCGGAGCUGCAGCGUCACAGAGAGACGCCCAGAGCCGCAGCUUAAGAGCAGCGGAGCCUCGGCGGUUCGCCACAUUUCUCUCCUGAUCCCGAGCAGAGAAGCAGAAUCAUGGCCAGAACCAAGCAGACCGCCCGUAAAUCCACCGGAGGCAAAGCCCCCAGGAAGCAGCUGGCCACCAAGGCAGCCAGGAAGAGCGCUCCGGCUACCGGCGGCGUGAAGAAGCCUCACCGCUACAGGCCCGGUACCGUGGCUCUGAGGGAGAUCCGUCGCUACCAGAAGUCGACGGAGCUGCUGAUCCGCAAGCUGCCCUUCCAGCGUCUGGUCCGAGAGAUCGCUCAGGACUUCAAGACCGACCUGCGCUUCCAGAGCUCCGCCGUCAUGGCUCUGCAGGAGGCCAGCGAGGCCUACCUGGUGGGUCUGUUCGAGGACACCAACCUGUGCGCCAUCCACGCCAAGAGGGUCACCAUCAUGCCCAAAGACAUCCAGCUGGCCCGCCGCAUCCGCGGAGAGAGAGCUUAGAGGCUGCAGCUCCAACAAACACACAACGGCUCUUUUAAGAGCCACACACACCCAGUUUAAGAGAUUUAGUUCCUCAUUUUUUUUAACAUGUCUAAAUUAAUACCACAACACCUGCUUUUUAUCAUUUUAUUACUGCACAAAGCUAUUUUCUAGUUAACUGAACUACAUAAAAAUGUAGCUCUUGAAUAUAGAAGGUUUUUAGUUAAUUUCUCACAAUUUUGUUCAGAACCCAAAGUUCAGCAGCACUAAAGGAGCUUGUGAGCAAUUUCAUCAUUCAUAUCAGAAUGAUGAAAUUCAGAUAUCUCAUAAACUGAAUACCUCCGAUUAUGAGAACUUGUCAAAAUAUCAGCUAUUUUAACAAGUAACCAAGUUUGAUAUAGAAUAUUAAAUAUGGCUGUGACUCUUACAUUGACCAAUCUGAUGCCGUCUGAAAUAUCUCGACACAUUUUAACACUCAAAAUGUGUCUGAAGAUUUUUAAUUAGCAGUUUUACGCUUCAAAAUGAAAAUGUCUUUGAGUUUCCGCUCAAGAUGGUCGAUGUCUAAUUUAAAAAUCUAAAUCCAACAAUUAGAAUAAUUAGAAAGCUAAACUGAUUGGACACAAUGAAACAUCUUUAAACUCUCUAAUGGUUCAGUGACUUUAGCUUAACAUGUGUGUAUGGACUUUUAUCGCAUUUAAUAGUUUAUACAGCUUUGUUUAAGUAAAACUACAGAUAUUAGUUAACUAGUGGCUAAAUAUGGUGCAUGUCUUUUGACAUGAUUGUUUCCAUACAUGGUUCCAUAUAGUAACUCAAGCUCAGAGGCCAGAGGAAUCAGGGAAACUAAUUUACCAGUAAUAUUUAACACAGUAUAAAAAAAAUAGGAAAAUCUCAAGCCCAUGUUUCAUGUUUUUUAUUUAUUUUUUUUAACAUCUCAAACAUUGUUACAUUUAUUUCACUACAUUUCCCUUUAACUUUAAUAUGUUUAAUCACACACACAUUACUUGUAGACUUAAAGUCAACAUAAAAUAAAAUGAUUGAUAGAAAACACAAUGAAGUAAAUACCUGCUCAACUGACUCCUCUGCUUAGAAAACAACGAUGGGUUGCAACAGUUUCACACGAGUUUGAUUCAAAUAAAUCUUACAAAUUGACAAAAGGAAAAGAAAAAGAAAAAAAAACUGGGAACCUCGGCCGACGAAACCAACAAACUAGGGAGACGACUUCAGCUGGUAACUUCUUCUAGUGUUCAUGUCCGUUUGCAUUCAGGUCCCUCUGAUUAACCCAAACAAACCCACUAAUCCCAACUACCAUCACCAAAAACAAGACUGGUGUAACAUGGAAAACUGACUUAUGAAUAAAAGAAAAACAAAU
Messenger RNA from Xiphophorus couchianus (Monterrey platyfish), 1900 nucleotides. RefSeq names its product histone H3. The coding region runs from base 142 to 552 and encodes 136 amino acids. Lineage: Eukaryota; Metazoa; Chordata; Actinopteri; Cyprinodontiformes; Poeciliidae. The record is from RefSeq and is a predicted model, not a curated record. The transcript has a single exon. Gene Ontology annotation, molecular function: DNA binding; protein heterodimerization activity; structural constituent of chromatin. Gene Ontology annotation, cellular component: nucleosome.